AUGGGAGAUACACAUCCGGAUGCGCAUCCUGCCGACUUUAUCAAGGAUGGCAACGAGUUGACCCAUCUUGACAAAGAUCAAUCCAAACCGGCUCUGAUCAUAUUGAACCAGCCUAUAGCAGACACAAAGGUGCUAGGUCGCUUAUGGAACCACACCAGCUAUCGGCUAUGUGCUGAUGGCGGUGCUAAUCAACUCUACGAUCUUUUUAAUCAAAAUGAUCCGUCGCAGCUCGACCGAUAUUUACCAAAUAUCAUCCAUGGUGACCUCGAUUCUCUCCGCGAAGAUGUCAAGAGCUAUUACAAGGAACACAACGUGGAAGUCACUGAAGAUCCAGAUCAGUACAGCACAGAUUUUGGAAAGGCCAUCAAACAAGUGUUGAGGGAGCAACCCUGGCAAAGAAACUUCCUUGUCCUGGGAACCAUCGCAGGACGACUUGAUCAGGGCAUUGGCCUGUUAUCGGAGAUCUACCGCGAGCAGCACUCGAAACAACAUGCAAACAUUCGGUUCUGGCUGUUCUCGGAAUCAAGUAUAUCCUUCACUCUCUCACCUGGCACAACAACUAUCCACACACCUUUGGGCGAGAGGGUCAUCACACCAAACAUUGGCAUUCUACCAAUAUUUGGCCCGGCGCAUAUCUCGACAAAUGGACUAGAGUGGGAUGUCACAGACUGGCAUACGCAGAUGGGUGGCCAAGUCAGCACCAGUAAUCACAUUGUUGAAGAUCAGAUUACUAUCUCGACUGAUGCCGAAGUGCUCUUCACAGUCGAACGCAGAAAAAGUGUAGCAGGGUAG
Molecule: messenger RNA, 792 nt
Organism: Aureobasidium melanogenum CBS 110374
Lineage: Eukaryota; Fungi; Ascomycota; Dothideomycetes; Dothideales; Saccotheciaceae
Product: thiamine pyrophosphokinase
Exons: 2
Coding region: 1-792 (263 amino acids)
Biological process (GO): thiamine metabolic process; thiamine diphosphate biosynthetic process
Molecular function (GO): ATP binding; thiamine diphosphokinase activity; thiamine binding
Source: RefSeq, a predicted model, not a curated record